AUGCUUGGCUGCCAUGAGAACCAGGCAUGUGCCAGAAGCCUGAUACAGUCCACGAGUAAUUUUCCAUACUAGUCAAGCCGGAAUACACGUUUGCUUCAAUGUCCAGCAGCAGAGGACUGAAGCAACUGUUGGCAGAUUUCUCAGCCUUUUGCUUUGCUCAUUUUCUUUUCUAUACAUUGCACCUUUUUGUACAGUACGAAUUUACAUUUCAAUGACUAUACCUCGUCGAGACAGUAACAGCAGCGAGAGCCAGGGCUCUGGGUCGUCGACUCAUUCUAGGCGGCACUCGGUGCUUACCAGGAUUCUGGGACGCAUCAUAUCCAAGAAUGGGCGGCCAAAGAAGCAGCAGCAACAACAUCAGCAGCGCAAACACAGUGGUCACAAUAACUCUGUCAUAAUGCAAUCCACAGCAGCCGAUUCAGAGCCGGCAAAGUCAGAAGUCUCUAUCAGGCUUGAGCCAGCAGUUGAGGUAGUCCAGCGAGUCAAAGCAGCAACAGUGAUACAGCGUGCAUGGAGGUACAGGCAUUUACAGGAGCCACUGAAUGCAUGGCGGCAAGCCAAGGUUUCGGUAGCGCGUAUCAAGAAGAUGCAGUUUGAGGAUGCUGCCCGGCUAAUGCGCAGUCUGGCAACCACCCGUGGCUCGAGUAUAUUGCUGAAUGCAUUGUUGAAGCACACUCCAGCGGCAGAAAGCGCUGAGUGCAAGUUUCCGGGGCGCAUAUUUGUGGCCGGGUACUUGUUUGCUGCACACCCUCAAGGGUUGAUCACGGGCAGUUCCCACAUGGAUUCAGUGAUUGAGUCAUCGGCAGCAACGAUGGUGCGCAUGUACAGGCAGUUUGAGGUCUCAUUCGUCAAGCGCGAAGCAGCAUGGUUUGACAAGCAGCAAGCCGCUCAGGACACACAAGAGCUCCUGGCAACCAUGGAACAGCACUACCUGGAGCUCGACCGUCUGUGGCAGUCGGUACAGCGGCGCACCAAUGGCGCUGGUGAUGAGGGCUGGCGGCAGGGAAUCAAGGAGCAGCGCGACAAUUUGGUAGACAAGAUCCGCAUGCUUGGGGGCAGCCAUGCAGUGGAAAGGUUGAUGCAACGGCAAGAUGAGCUCCGGCUGACAUAUGCCGACCCGCAGCCCUCACAAACGCCCUCCAUCAUGAGUGACGUUAUCAACGGCAGCCGCGAUGCCAGCGGGGCAGGCAUGAUUGGGCAGGCAGCGAGUGCUGCUACACAUCAGUUGCAUCAGAAACCUACGAACACGAAUGCAUGUGAAUUGGAGCCAGAAUUUCCAGCGCUGAGUGGCGUUUCUGUAUCGCACCACCAUCCCUCAGCAACGCUGACCAGAGCCGAUGUCGACCGGGUGUUAGGACACUUUGACCUAUCGGCAUCUGCAGCAUUGCAGGAUGCGAGACUCGCGCAUGAAUUGGUUUUAAACCCCGAGAUGCGCCUGGAACCUGCAGGCUCUAAUACUCUGGCUGGCGCCGUGCAGCGGGCAAUUAUAAAGGCGUUCUUUGACAGGAUUGCGCAGGAGAUUGAGGCGGGCAAAAGCGGCCAUGUCCUCCAGAUUCUGAUGCAACUGCAGCGCGACCUCCGGACUAUUGUUCCGCCUCAUGGCCAGUUGCGUGAAUCCCUUGACCGUGAACUCAACACCGAGUGGAUGGGUGAGCAGCUUAGAGCUGGUGCACUGGAUGUGCGCGCCAAAGUUCAGUUCGCGCUGCACCUGAUGCGCCAAGUUUGCGCGCCAGUACGUGACAGCGCCAUUGCUGCGCUGGCCACGGCAUUGGACAGUCUGGACCUGCAAGAUCUCUCUACUCACAUUACACGGCAGAUACUUGAGCUGAUCCGCGACAUCCGCUUGGAUUCGCUGAAUUAUCAGCUACAGACAGUUGUGCGACCCUGGCUGAUGCGCCAUGCAGUCGAGUAUGAGCGCGCCAAGAUCUCGCAGAUCCUUGGCAGCCAGCAAGCUGAGGAGGCAGCAGGACUAGUUAGCGACUGGAUGAGGGCGGCAAAGGAGCGUGAGGGGUCCGGGGAUUGCACAGCCGAUCGACCCAAGCAAACAGCGCACCACAUAUUCCAUGAAUCCAUACUCGACCUGUGCUUUGCGCCAACGCUGGCUGAUGACAAGGAAUUACCGCUCACGCUGCAAAUGGAUACUGGUCGGAUCCGCGCCUUCCAGAACGAGAUCCAGGUCGUACUCGCUGCAACAGCGCUGGGAAUUCUCUAUGGCAGCCUUGCACGCCAAGUGCCCAAUGCCUCGGCGCGGUUGCCAGAAUUGACCAAGCAGUGGCUGGGGAUGUUGCGCUCGGCCGAUAUUUCGAUUGCAGAGAUUGCCAAUGCAGUGCACGACGCUUUGCCGGCCAGCAACAGCGAGUCGGUCAAGCGACUGGUACACAAGACACUCGAGGUGAAUGACCCUGUUUACAAGCUGAUGCAGCAGAGAUUGCGCAGGCGGAUAAACAGCAGUCGGGACGAGGUUGUUGGUGAGCUGGCACGGAUUGGUCUGAAGCAAGUACACAACGACGCCGUCAAGCUGCUGCUGCAAAUCAACGCACUGUGCUGGUUCAACUGGCAAGUGUGUUCCCCAUGGUACACAAGGUCUGUUUAGAUUUGCGAGGUACAUACACGCUUUUAUUUGAAUUUUGAGGUCGGCUGAUGAUGGUACAGAUUGGUUACGAAGGUAGAAAAAAAAAAGAAGUGAGAAAGGCAGGGAUAAGCAGGAGAUAGGGGAGAGAAUGUGAUGAGGGGGUUGCAGAGCAAUUUGAACAAGCAUGGGCGGCAGAGAUGACUGGCCACGUCCUAAUGACAUCGCCAUAGCCAACGCACGCGUAUGCGAAGACAUGCGCCUUGAUGAUUCCAAUGCACUUUACAGGAGUUUUGUUAGUGAGCAGGGUGGUGUUGAGCUUUGCCUGCUGCGAACGGGAUCCAGCCCAGCUUCACAAACCACUCAAACACCUUGCUCGUUUUGUUGACAUCGACGCGGCAGAGCUUCUGGGCAUCGCGCUUCUUGAAUGUACCCUCAGGCAGCGUACGCCCAGCCCGCACUAGCGAUUGCUUGAUGGUAAGGUACUGUUCGGGCAGCAGUCGCAAGAUAGAGCAGCAG
Molecule: messenger RNA, 3088 nt
Organism: Linderina pennispora
Lineage: Eukaryota; Fungi; Kickxellomycota; Kickxellomycetes; Kickxellales; Kickxellaceae
Product: Tcp11-domain-containing protein
Exons: 7
Coding region: 212-2593 (793 amino acids)
Source: RefSeq, a predicted model, not a curated record